Messenger RNA from Sorex araneus (European shrew), 1985 nucleotides. It is a transcript of the gene SOCS3, whose product is annotated as suppressor of cytokine signaling 3. The record is from RefSeq and is a predicted model, not a curated record. Gene Ontology annotation, cellular component: phosphatidylinositol 3-kinase complex. The transcript has 2 exons. Gene Ontology annotation, molecular function: 1-phosphatidylinositol-3-kinase regulator activity. Gene Ontology annotation, biological process: intracellular signal transduction; phosphatidylinositol phosphate biosynthetic process. Lineage: Eukaryota; Metazoa; Chordata; Mammalia; Eulipotyphla; Soricidae. The coding region runs from base 166 to 843 and encodes 225 amino acids.
GCCCGGCACGCGCGCGCGCGGGCCCCCGGUGGGCGCCGCCGCGCCGGCCCAGGCCCGCGACUUCAGCCCGGGACCAGCCCCCCGGGAUGCGGUAGCGGCCGCCGGGCCCCGGCCGCCGAGCAGCUGCAGCCGCCGCCGCGCAGACCCGCGCUGGCUCCGUGCGCCAUGGUCACCCACAGCAAGUUUCCCGCCGCCGGGAUGAGCCGCCCGCUGGACGCCAGCCUGCGCCUCAAGACCUUCCGCUCCAAGAGCGAGUACCAGCUGGUGGUGAACGCCGUGCGCAAGCUGCAGGAGAGCGGCUUCUACUGGAGCGCCGUGACCGGCGGCGAGGCCAACCUCCUGCUCAGCGCCGAGCCGGCCGGCACCUUCCUCAUCCGCGACAGCUCGGACCAGCGCCACUUCUUCACGCUCAGCGUCAAGACGCAGUCGGGCACCAAGAACCUGCGCAUCCAGUGCGAGGGCGGCAGCUUCUCCCUGCAGAGCGACCCCCGCAGCACGCAGCCCGUGCCGCGCUUCGACUGCGUGCUCAAGCUGGUGCACCAUUACAUGCCGCCCCCCGGCGCCCCCGCCGCGCCGCCGGCGCCCCCCGAGCCAGCCGCGCCGCCCUCCGCCGAGGUGCCAGAGCAGCCGCCCCCCGGCGCCCCGCCCCGGAGAGCCUAUUACAUCUACUCGGGGGGCGAGAAGAUCCCCCUGGUCCUGAGCCGGCCCCUCUCCUCCAACGUGGCCACGCUCCAGCAUCUCUGUCGGAAGACAGUCAACGGUCACCUGGGCUCCUACGAGAAGGUCACCCAGCUGCCCGGGCCCAUCCGGGAGUUCCUGGAUCAGUACGACGCCCCGCUUUAGGGAGCCGCCGCCUGGGUGCCCGCCCCCCGGCCGUGCCCGGUGUAAGCACACGAAUCCGGCAGGACAGCCCCGGCCGCAGCCACACGAGCCCUCGGAGCUGGAAGGUGUCCUGAGCGCCCCUCCCGGGGCUGCGCCGCCCCCUGCCCCUCUGCCGCUGCCUGGGGAGCCGGAGGACUGCCAGGCGUGGGGGUCUUCAGACUCCCCAGUGGAACUUGUUUGCUCUUUGGUUUGGUUUGAAACGAGCUUUAAACCUGAGCAGGCCUGGGGGGCCUGGGGAAGGGUAGGUAAGAGGGCGCCUGGGGGUCCCCAGGGACAGCAGGCCGGCCGAGGAAGCCGCCACCACAGCGAUGACGAGGAGGAGGCCCCGGCCCCGGGGAGGAGGGCCCCCAUCUGCCUCCCCGUGGGGUACCCCCAGCCCAGAGCCCAGAGCCGGCUGGCACCCUGUCCGGGCGCCUUCUUCCGUUUUAAGGGAGAUGUGAUGGGCUGUCCGGCUGCGGCGCUGUUCUCUGCCCCCGAGGGACGCAGUGAGCGGCCGCCUCUGACCCCUGACCCCUGACCCAGGAUGGGGACCCCACUUCGAGCCUCCUUGCUGCCAGGAGAUUUGCCUUAAAUGCUCCCUGUCCUGGGAUCGGGGCGGCACACGGAAGCCCACUCGCAGCCAGCCCUGACGAGGCGGAGGGUUCUGGGGGCCCCCGUUGCCCACCCUCGGUGGGAGGGGUCCCCCUGGCCCGCUCUUCCUGGGGGUGGGGGCCGGGCACUGCCUGGAGCACCCGCUGCGCCACCCCCGGCACUGAUGCUUACAGGAAUGUAGCCGCAGGGGAAUUACCUGGAACCGUGUGUGGGGGUAACACAAAGUUUUCUGUGUCAGGUAUUGGGGGGCGGCAGCAGUGAGUUGGGGUGUUUAUUUUUCUGUUAUUUUGUUCAGUUUUACCGUCAUUGUUUUGUAAUAAUGUUUACAAUCUGCCUCAAUCACUCUGUCUUUUAUAAAGAUUCCACCUCCAGCCCCCCGCCCCCCGGCCUUCGAGGCUGUUCGGAGAUGCUUGAAGUGAACAAAUACCCAUCCAAGUCAAACUUUGCACAUAUUUAUAUUUAUAUUCAGAGGAGUCUUUCAGUAAUUUAUAAUAAAGAGCACUAUUUUUUAA